This is a messenger RNA of Peronospora farinosa, 1467 nucleotides long. Lineage: Eukaryota; Oomycota; Peronosporomycetes; Peronosporales; Peronosporaceae. The record is from the annotation of a GenBank genome assembly.
AUGCAUCUUUCUCAAUGUUCCCGGCUGUCUCCUGGCCACGUUACGCGUUAUUUCUUCUCGCCAGUCAAGUCAUAUCGUAGUGCUCGAUCUCCUCUUGGUCGUAGUGCCAUUAUCGGCUCACGAUUUGCUUCCACAGCUCCACCACGUCAUGUCUUUGCCGACUCUUCGGUUGGUAUUGGCAGUCUUCCUUUAACGCCUGAAGAAACACAAGCAGAACGUGAGCUCCUUAGUUCGUUACCAGAGUUUCAAGAGGCAGCGCAGGUACUUUUGGGUCAAGGAGGAGACGAAGCACGGCUCGUGCCCAACUAUAAACGAGCCGAAAUGGUGUUGCCGAAGCUUCAGCGUACAGUCGAGAUUUGUCGCUCGACCAUGGGCUUUCAAAGCGUCUACUUGCAAGCAGCUCUACGUCACUUGGUGGCCACGCUCUUUGUAAAGGGUGACAUUGUAAAGGCCAGAAAAGUCAUGCAGGAACGGGGUGACGUAAUGCACUGGCCCGUGGCGGAGCAUGAGCGCAUGUUGCGUCUAUUGCUACGCUCAAAUUUACCUAAAGAGGCCGAGACGUGGUGUCAGAAGGAAGAGUUCACGAACCUGUAUCCGAAAGACGAUAUUGUACCGUUAAAGUGGACGUUGUACGAGUUAAUUGGCAUUGCACUGAGUGGAGGAGCCGAGGAAUUGGCCAAGGCAGUGGGUGACCCGUUGUUUGUUCAGACUGUGGAGAAGUUGAGAGAGAAGAAGGAUGUCGUGUUGAAACAUGAAGAAGCAAGCAAUUUGAAGGCGAGUGAAGUGCAGUUGGGACGUGAAAUCCCUUAUCUGUUGGCACAGUAUGCGUCGUUGUCCGUGGCUAGCACGCGAGCGCUUCCAAGAGACCCCAAGGCAGAUCCCAAGAAACCUAUGACUGAUGCUCAAGUAAUGAGUUUGAAUCAGGCUGAGGUUCUGUACAAGGAAGCGUUAGCGUGGGUGGAAGAAACUGUUGCUGAAAGCAACAAAGACGCCUUGCUGGCAUCUGGACCAAACGCUCCGUUCGGCGCAUGGGUUGAGACCAACAUUGGCGAGCUGCUGCUGCGCAAGAAUAAUCCUGAUGACGCUAUGGAGUGGCUGGGAAAGGCUAUGGGAACGCUGCAGGCGGCGCAAAACGGUAUUGGAUGCGACGCACUAGCGAUGACUCGUGUGCUUGGAUUGAUUGCGAGAGCUAGUCACACCAUGGGCCAAGCUGUAACGAGCGAAGGCCUGUUUGUUACUGUUGUCGAGUCAUUCGAGCGCGAAGCCUAUCUAUCUUCGACCGAUCGUGUCGAGUUUGCGCGCGUGUUGCGUGCCUAUGGCGACUUGUUGGCUAAUUGGGAGAAGCGCGAAACUGAUGCUGCGAAGAGAUAUGAGCAGGCUCAGCGUGUUGAGCAUGAUCUUGCUCAAAUGUGCCAAGCCAACCAAAGCAUCGCCGCGUUGCACCCCAUAUUUUAUUUGCCUUUGUAA